Molecule: messenger RNA, 822 nt
Organism: Echinostoma caproni
Lineage: Eukaryota; Metazoa; Platyhelminthes; Trematoda; Plagiorchiida; Echinostomatidae
Source: the annotation of a GenBank genome assembly
AUGAUCAUGGCUCUCGUGGCUGGUGGGGCUCAUUUGGAUUAUCGAGCCGCAGAUACCAUGACUCCACUGCACCGCGCAGCUGCUUUGGGCAAUUACGAAGCAAUAAAAGUACUUUUGGAUUUGGGCCAAUCACCCAACACACGUGACCAGUUUGAACUCACGCCCUUAUACUAUGCCGUGUUAAAUGAUACCGUGGCCUUGUGUGUCGAGCGUUUGUUAUACGAUCAUUCUGUGUUGGGAAAAUCUGAUGAAGCCGGGCUCCAAGAAAUCCACCAGGCUUGUCGAUUUGGUCGCGUGCAACACUUGGAAACGCUGCUUGCCUACGGGGCCGAUAUCAAUAGCCAGACAGCAAAAAAUGGGAAUACUCCUUUACAUAUUUGUGCGUUCACUGGUCAGGAGAGUUGUGCCCGAUUGUUACUGUUUCGUGGAGCUGAUCGGACUCUGCUGAACCGGGCCGGUCACACAGCCUACCAGCAGGCAGUCCUGGUGGAGAACAAUACGGUGGCCGACCUAAUUCGCACAUUUCAAGCCAAAGAUGUGGUUCCACUUCGAGUCAAUCCAAAAAGGAACGAGCGUCGACGUUCGUUCACACGAAUUCGACCACAACAACGUUGUGCCAGCCUCGGGCGAUUGGCUGAUUUUGAAUCCAUGUCCGAGUCGCGCUCAACGGACAACGGCUACGAGGGUCGACGAGCUGUUCACGGUGCACUGAACACCUCACAGACCACGGACUUUGAAGACUACCGAAUGACCUCAAGUGUCAGUGGUUACUGUUUGGAUUCCAUGUUACUCGAAGAUGACCACUGUGGUGAGUUUUUCUAA